UUGACGUCUGUUUUGGUGAAUGUCUUCAAAGCUGUCAUUCAUUUGUUUGUCUUAAGAGUGAAUCAAAUGAUGAAAUGAUUUAAGAUUUAAUCGUCAAUUCAAUGGUAUGUUUGGCAAUGCCUUCACCACUGAAUACACCAACAAAUGAGAGACAAUUAGUUGGCAGUGAGUUGUGGUCUCUGAAGACACCCGAAGCAGAGAUGAGUGGACUUGAGUUGAGCGCACAUUCAGUCGAUGCCAUCGAUUCCAGCGAUACUUCUUCGCAUCACAUGAGCUCUAAGUCCAUCCCAUUGAUGGCUACAAUCAGUGAUCACAACAAUCAAAGUGUGGCAACAAAUGACAUAUCAUCGGAAAGGACACGAAUGUCUCGAUUGGGUCUAAAUCUGGACUUAAGUGACAAUCGGAGUGAAGGCCAGAGCCGUAAGAAACUAUCGAUUGGUUUGGUCGGCAACGGAGGACUGUGUGGAGGACUGUGUGGAACGCCUCAAGAGAUCGACGUUUCCGUUGCUCUUGAAAAACAGGGUUGGUUUCACGGAUACAUCAGUAGAACAGACGCCGAGAACGUGUUGCGGACCACCCGAGUGGGCAGUUAUCUCGUGAGACACUGUCUCAGCUCUAAACACCACUACUUAGUGUCACUCAAGUGUGUCCGAGGGUUUAUGCACAUCAAGAUUGUGGAACAGAGUGACGGCGCCUAUACUUUCGGCACUUCCAGCAUGUCUUUCAACAGUAUCCCACAUAUUGUCAACCAUUACUGCAUUAAUCGGUUGCCAAUUGUGGGCGCAGAGCACAUGUCGUUAUUAUAUCCAGUUAUCGAUCAAUUGCUCUAAAACUCAAACCCAACACAUAUAUAGAAACCGAAUAUUUUGAGAUAUAAUUAUAUAAUUCUUAUACAAAAUGAC
Messenger RNA from Oppiella nova, 902 nucleotides. NCBI's taxonomy places the organism in Eukaryota, Metazoa, Arthropoda, Arachnida, Sarcoptiformes, Oppiidae. The record is from the annotation of a GenBank genome assembly.